GAGAUGGACAGAGCGAUUGUGCUUUAUAUUACACUGAUAGUGAACAGCCUUGAACAACUAAUCUCGACAGAUGGGACAAGAAAUCUUGGCUUCAGCUGCAGUUAUCACUGUUGCCCUGCUGGUGGCGCUGGUGGGCAGCAUUCAGGCUACAGAGGGACACCCCUUCUACGGAGUGAAGCUGUGUGGCAGAGAGUUCAUUCGAGCGGUCAUCUUCACCUGUGGAGGCUCUCGCUGGAGGAGAUCUCUGGAUGUGUCAGGUGACCUGUCCAGCGAUCUGCUCUCUGCUCACGACGACGAGGCCUCUGACAACUGGAGCACCAACCCCAUUACUGGACCCUCAUACAGACCCCGUUCUGAGUCAGAGGCCCCCGUCUGGACAGGAGAGGGCCAGGAGGGCCCCGUGUUCAGCCGCCCCGCCCGCUCGCUCAUCUCAGAGGAAGUGCUGGAGGCCUUGCGCACAUCAGACAGGAAAGGGCGGGAUGUGGUGGUAGGGCUGUCCAACGCCUGCUGUAAAUGGGGUUGCAGUAAAAGUGAGAUCAGCUCGUUAUGUUAAAGGACAAUUUAUUCAAAUAUCUCCAUCCUUCCUUCUACCACUUUUCCAUCCUUCUCAUAUGUGAAGAAUGAGGGUGGAGAGGUCAUAAGGGUGUUGAUGGUUGUUCUUUGUAUGAAAUAGUGAAAAUACAUUUGUUAGAACUUGUUGCCUUGUGUCAAAUAUGUAGGAAUAGCAGAAUUUAGCCAAAGUGAAGCGUCUGUCCAUUUUUGUGUCUGUCACAUUGUUCAGAAUGUUCUCACCAUGUCUACCCAUGUGAUGUUCUUGUGAGGUCACUGAUUUAGUAACGGCAAUCUGAAAUA
Messenger RNA from Myxocyprinus asiaticus (Chinese sucker), 852 nucleotides. RefSeq names its product relaxin-3-like. Gene Ontology annotation, cellular component: extracellular region. Gene Ontology annotation, molecular function: hormone activity. The coding region runs from base 71 to 553 and encodes 160 amino acids. The record is from RefSeq and is a predicted model, not a curated record. NCBI's taxonomy places the organism in Eukaryota, Metazoa, Chordata, Actinopteri, Cypriniformes, Catostomidae. The transcript is spliced from 3 exons.